AUGACUGUACGAACAAUUUGGACAUUUGUGAUGAUUGGUGGUUUUUUUGCAAUACUUGCAUUAGGCCAUAUAUGGGUGAUCUUGUUAGUGGAGAUUAUUCAAACUUUAGUUUACAAAGAAGUUAUUGCGAUCGCUCAUUUGCCAAGUAAAGAGAAAAAAUUGCCAUGGUUUAAAACAUUGAAUUGGUAUUUUCUAGUUAGUACAAAUUAUUUUCUUUAUGGUGAAUCGAUAAUUCAUUAUUUUAAGGAAGUUGUAUUGGUAGAUGCAUUUUUACUUCCACUUGCAACACACCAUCGAUUCAUAUCAUUUGCUUUAUACUGUACAGGAUUUGUGUUUUUUGUUGCAAAUCUUAAAAGAGGUCAUUAUAAAUUUCAAUUCACCCAAUUUGCAUGGACACAUAUGACACUAUUGAUCGUUGUAUGCCAAAGUCAUUUUAUCGUUAAUAAUAUUUUUGAAGGAUUGAUUUGGUUUGUUUUACCGGUGUCUUUGGUAAUUUGUAACGACAUUUUCGCUUAUAUUUGUGGAUUCUUUUGGGGCAAAACUCAGUUGAUAAAAUUGAGUCCUAAGAAGACAUGGGAAGGUUUUGUUGGAGCAUGGAUCUGUACUCUAAUAUUUGGCUCCUUUUGGGCUUCUUUGUUAAGACGUUGGGAAUAUAUGAUUUGUCCAGUUAAGGAGCUUGGUGUAACGGCAUUUUCUGGAACAUUAACUUGUGAUCCAAAUCCAGUUUUCAUUCCACAAAAUUAUGAUCUUAAUCCUUGGCUGGCUGCACUUUUCAGAAGAUUUCCAUUUACAGAUGUUAGAUCUGUUUGGAUUGCGCCACUCGAAUGGCAUGUUGUUUUUAUGACAUGUUUUGCAUCACUUAUUGCACCAUUUGGUGGAUUUUUUGCUAGCGGAAUUAAAAGAGCAUUCAAGUUGAAGGAUUUUGGUGAUUCAAUUCCUGGACAUGGCGGUUUAACUGAUCGUAUGGAUUGUCAAUUCUUGAUGGGAUUAUUUUCAUAUAUGUAUUAUCAAAGUUUCAUUAAGACAUCAACUGUUGAAGUGGGAACAAUUCUUCAAUCAGCAAUCAAUUCACUUAAACCAAAAGAACAACUUGAAUUAUUUUAUAGUUUACAACAAUAUCUGAUAGGUCAAAAUUUAUUAUCAGAUGAACCAGCUAUAUCAUCUAAUAUAAUCUAA
Molecule: messenger RNA, 1176 nt
Organism: Entrophospora candida
Lineage: Eukaryota; Fungi; Glomeromycota; Glomeromycetes; Entrophosporales; Entrophosporaceae
Source: the annotation of a GenBank genome assembly